Molecule: messenger RNA, 639 nt
Organism: Belonocnema kinseyi
Lineage: Eukaryota; Metazoa; Arthropoda; Insecta; Hymenoptera; Cynipidae
Exons: 2
Coding region: 1-639 (212 amino acids)
Source: RefSeq, a predicted model, not a curated record
AUGGAGGAAAGGGGAAAUGGAAGAAGAAAUAUUCAACAGGAGAAAGAAGGAGCACGAAAGAAUGAUAAAGGAGAAAGGGCAGAAGGACAAAGAAAGGGAAAAGGGAAAAGGAAAAAAGUGGGCGAUGGGGACGAGCAAAUUGAAAACCAGAUUAGUAGGGAUGAGGUGAAUGAGGCGAUUUCAAGGUUGAAAGAAACAAGGCAACAGGAAAAAAUGGCUUGGAAAAUUGAAGCACUGAAAUAUGGAGCAUUACGGAUGAGGAAAGAGAUGUGGAGGAUUUGCAAAAAGGUAUGGAAAGGAGAAGGGUUGCCGGAGGAGUGGAAGACAUGGCUCGUAGUACCGUUGAUUAGGAAAGGAGAAGGCAAAAAGGUGGAGGAAUAUAGAGGUAUCACACUCAUGUUCGUGGGAUAUCAAAUUUAUGCGGAAGUGCUUCGAAGGAGUUUGGAAAGACAGGUGGAAGAGAAAGCAAAUGUACCACACAACCGAACGUGUUUUAUAAAAGGGAUGGGAACCGUAGCCAACGUUUACGUGCUCAACUAUCUAGUGAAUAGAAACUUGGGGCGGAAGAAAGGGAAGCUAGUCGCAUUGUUUGUAGACUUAAAGGCAGCAUUCGAAUCAGUUAACAGGAGGAUCUUAUAA